Molecule: messenger RNA, 2493 nt
Organism: Aspergillus affinis
Lineage: Eukaryota; Fungi; Ascomycota; Eurotiomycetes; Eurotiales; Aspergillaceae
Gene: agd3
Product: putative extracellular serine-rich protein
Exons: 2
Coding region: 1-2493 (830 amino acids)
Source: RefSeq, a predicted model, not a curated record
AUGGUUCCUCUCUGGGUCCUUCGCGUUGGCUGUUACUUCGGCCUUAUAACUUGCACCACUCCCCCAGGUGUUUGGCCUGGAAGAUUCCCAACUGUCAUCGCUCCUGUGCCUCCAUCGCGGACCUCUACUUCCAGCUCCACCGGAGUGACUAGUACCGCUUUACCCGGAGUGACUUCGUCGGCGCAUUCGUUUACUACUUCCUUCGUUGAGACUUCAUCGGUUGACACCUCGUUCUCGUCUACCCUAGUCUCGACUCCAUUUACCCUCGUUACAUCUUCUGCCUCGACCUCGUUUGCUUCCACUUCUUCUGCAAGCACAUUCGUUUCUGUUUCUUCUUCUGCUUCUUCCUCUUCUAGCACUUCGCUGUCCUCCGGCACCCGGGUAUCUUCUAGUAUUCCCGUGUCCUCGAGCACCGCCGUGAGCCCAUCUCGCACGAUGUCUCUCACCUCGUCCAGUGCCAUCCCCAGCGUCACGCCCUCGGCCUCGCCGAUCGCCCAGGGUACCAUUGCGGGUAACAUUCUCGUUAUUGCGAGAGACACGGCCGCCGCCGGCACCGCGUCCUCGGGACUCAACGCAUAUGGCAUCCCGUUCACCACUCUGGUGGUCCCUCAGGCAGGCGCCAGUCUGCCUGACCUGAACUCCACCUCCGGAGGAAACUUCGGCGGUAUCGUCGUUGCUGGUGAGGUCAGCUAUGACUAUGGUGGCACCCGAGGCUUCCAGAGUGCAUUGACCACCGAUCAAUGGAACCAGUUGUAUGCCUACCAGCUCGACUUUGGCGUGCGCAUGGUUCAGUACGAUGUCUUCCCGGGACCUUCCUUCGGCGCCUCAGCCGUGGGUGACGGAUGCUGCGCUUCCGGCGUGGAACAGCUGAUUUCUUUCUCCAAUGUCGACGACUUCCCCACGGCCGGUCUGCGAACCGGCGCCGGCGUCAGCACCCAGGGCCUCUGGCACUACCCGGCUACCGUCAGCAACACCACUACCACCAAGGAAAUCGCCAAAUUCGCUGCCAGCUCGGGGUCGUCGGGUGAUUCGACUGCCGCUGUCAUCAACAACUUCGGUGGCAGAGAGCAGAUGGCUUUCUUUAUCUCGUUCGACACGGUCUGGAGUGCCACCUCCAACUAUCUGCAGCACGCCUGGAUCAACUGGAUGACUCGCGGUCUCUAUGUGGGACACCGUCGUAUCAAUCUCAACACCCAGAUUGACGACGUGUUCUUGGAGACUGAAGUAUACAAGCCAGCCGGAGUCAACUUCCGUCUCACUACCGCCGACUUAAGCGGAAUCGCCGACUGGGUUCCCACCAUCAAUGCCAAGAUGAACGAGGGCAGCGACUACUGGGUCGAGCUGGGACACAAUGGUAACGGUAACAUUGAAGCCGCUACUGGGAAGACUAACGGCGAGUCUCGCUGCAACGGCGGCGGUAUUGAGUUUGACUCGCCUCCUGACACCCCGUUGGAAUUCAAGAAGCCUCUGGGAACCGGAACCAACCUUUGGCCCUCGACUCAGACCUCCUACGGCUGGACCACCGACUGCACUCAGCUGGAUGAUCUCCUGAUCUGGUUGUCCAACCCAACCAACCGUGAUAAGUUCGGUCAUAUUUCGCACACUUUCACCCACCUGGAGCAGAACAAUGCCACCAACUCCGACAUCAACAAGGAAAUCUCCUACAACCAGGCCUGGCUCAAGCAGAACGGCUUUACCGAGGCGAAGUACUUUACCAGCAACGGUAUCAUCCCCCCUGCCAUCACUGGUCUUCACAACGGCGAUGCCCUGAAGGCUUGGUGGGACCACGGCAUUACCAACUGCGUUGGUGACAACACUCGCACCCCUCUGCUCAACACGGUCAACGACAUGUGGCCGUACUUUACUACCGUUGACACCGACGGAUUCGCCGGUGUGCAGGUCAACCCGCGUUGGGCCACCCGUAUCUACUACAACUGUGAUACCCCUGACUGCACCGUCCAGGAAUGGAUCGACACGUCUGCCGGCAGCGGUAACUUCAAUGACCUGCUUGCCAUCGAGAAGGCCGACACCAUGCGUCAUUUGUUUGGUCUGCACCGCGACCCCUACAUGUUCCACCAGGCCAACCUUCGCAAUGCCGACACCACCCCAAUCACCGUCAACGGUGUCAAGGCCCAGUACUCGAUCUUCCAGGCGUGGGUUGAGACCCAGGUUCAGGAGUUCGUGCGUCUGGUGAAGUGGCCCAUUGUCACCGUCACCCACCAGCAGAUGUCCCAGAACUUCCUGGAACGUCACACCCGUGAUGCCUGCAACUACUCUCUUCAGUACACCAUUGCCAACCACCAGAUCACUGGUGUGACGGUGUCUUCCAGCAGCAACACCUGUAGCGUCCCCAUCCCGGUGACCUUCCCCGUUGCUCCCACCAACACCCAGAGCUUCGCCACCGAACAGCUCGGCAGCGAUCCUCUGACCGUCUGGGCCAAGCUGUCCGGCUCCCCGGUCACCUUCACUCUGUCCACUCCUAUUGCGUUGUAA